AGCUUAUGGUGUGCAUUUCAUGUACCAACACCACCUGUCCCUUUUGUUUCCUUGACUUCCUAAAUUGUGGACUCAGUAUUAAUAGGGCGGAUCACUUUGUACUCUCACAGCCUCUCCAAGCCUUCAACAAUGGCGGACAAGGUGUACACGAUAGUGCUCCAGGUUGAUCUUGGCUGCCCACGCUGUUACAAGAAGAUCAAGAAAAUCCUCUCCAAAUACCGAGAGAGAUAUCAAAUACAGGAGGAGAAAUUCGAUGGGAAACAGAACACAGUCACCCUCAGUGGACCCUUCUGCCCCGACAAACUCGCUAAGAAGCUCUGUUGCAAAGCUGGAGAAUCCAUUAAGUGCAUCAAAAAGCCUCCAGAGUCGCCGCCACCGCCACCGCCUAAACCAAAAUCAGAACCAAAACCAAAACACGAGGAUCCACCCAAAACACCGGUCCAACCGAUGGGGGUUUGUUGUAGACCAUGUUAUGGGGGGUGUGGAGGAGGACCAUGUCAACAAGGUUAUGGAUACUAUGGGUAUGGGAGGCCGAGUUACAUAAGCCCCUGCUGCAGAUACUUCAGUGAAGAGGAACCUACUUCAUGCGCCAUCAUGUGAUGCUUGAUCGGUCUACCCUUUUCUGGUUCAACUUCCAAAACUGGAUCAGAUGGUUGGUUCGAGUUAUGCCGGUCGGUUUAGAGUAAUUGUUGGGUAAGGUGGGAUAAUUGGAUUUUCUGUUUUUAAUCUCUUCAUUCUUACUUAAGAAGAGCUAUAGCUAUGCAAAGAGAGGGGGAGAGGUUUAUAGUGAAUAAAAAAUGUAAUUUGAUGAAUAAAAGUGGAUUCAUAUCUGAUCAUAAGUC
Messenger RNA from Macadamia integrifolia, 842 nucleotides. RefSeq names its product protein PYRICULARIA ORYZAE RESISTANCE 21-like. Bases 130 to 600 code for a protein of 156 amino acids. The transcript has 3 exons. NCBI's taxonomy places the organism in Eukaryota, Viridiplantae, Streptophyta, Magnoliopsida, Proteales, Proteaceae. The record is from RefSeq and is a predicted model, not a curated record. Gene Ontology annotation, biological process: regulation of defense response to fungus.